Molecule: messenger RNA, 807 nt
Organism: Lodderomyces pseudojiufengensis
Lineage: Eukaryota; Fungi; Ascomycota; Pichiomycetes; Serinales; Debaryomycetaceae
Gene: ASR2
Product: Asr2p
Exons: 1
Coding region: 1-807 (268 amino acids)
Source: RefSeq, a predicted model, not a curated record
AUGUUACGUCAAUCAAUUAUUAGAUCAAUUAGACCAACAGCUUAUAGAUCAAAUAGAGUAAUUGUCACUAGAAAUUAUGGUAUAGUGAAUGCCACAACUAAAGUACUAUUUGGAGAAAAAGGGGUAAAGGAGAAAGAUGAAAAAGAAGGAGAGAUCAAAAGAGAUCUUGAUGAAGCAAAUUUAGAUGUAGGAAAAAAAUUAGCAAAUGAUAUAAAUGAUGCUCAAAAUGCUGCCCAUGAUGUUUCAAAAGAUGCCGAUACUAUUGGGGAAAAAGUUAAGUCUGCGGCCGAAACUGCUAAUUUGAAAACUGGACGUGUUUUAGCAGAUGGAAUCCAAACUGCACAAGAUGCAGCUCAUGAUGUAACGAAAGAUGCUGACAGCUUAGGAGAUAAAGUGAAAUCAGCAGCUGAAACAGUCAAUUUAAAAACAGGUAAAGUUCUUGCCGAUGCUAUUCAAGAUGGUCAAGAUAUAGUUGAUGGUACAGGUGCUACUACUCAAAAUGUUAAAGACAAAGCAAAAGAAGCAGCUGACACAGUAAAUAAAAAAACUGGUAAUGCCAUAGCUGAUGGUAUCGACAAAACUCAGCAAGCUGCAGACACUGUUAAUAAAAAAACUGGUAAUGCUAUAGCUGACGCUACUGAAUCUGGAGAAAAAGUAAUAAAUAACUUAAAGAAUGAAGAAAAUUUAGAAAAUGAAGAAGAACAAGCUAGAAAAAAAGUUGAGAAAAAUGCUGAAGGUUACGAUAGCUUACAAGAGAAAGGUAGAGAUGUAAAAAAUAUUCAAGGUAGAGUCAGUGAUUUAAUGUAA